AUGUUGAUCUGGAGCACAAGAGUUUAUUUGAUGACUAUCAUGGUAUCAUUACUUUGGCUACAGCUGGUUGAAUCGUUUUGUAUUUAUAAUUAUUUAGAAGAUCCCAAUGCAUAUAUAGAAAUUAAUGAUGUAAACGCUUCAGAAAGAUCGUUUAAAAAGACCGUCAAUCCUGGAAGUAGCGAGUGUUGUCCUUACUCGAAUGCUGAUUGCAGUAAUAGAUCUCGUAUUCCAGGAGUAGCAAAGCAUUUUAAUAUAAGGAUCAAGUUUGAUGGACAGGAUUGGGACGAUACCGAGUGGAAGUAUACAGAAUGUGAAACUGCUGGAGGUCUUGCUAUCUUUGGGACAGUAAAUGAUCAUUAUGGAAAGUGUAAAAUGAGUGAUGGGAGUAUAAAACAUUGUCCCAUUCUUAGAUGA
This is a messenger RNA of Mucor mucedo, 414 nucleotides long. RefSeq lists its product as uncharacterized. The transcript has 4 exons. The coding region runs from base 1 to 414 and encodes 137 amino acids. Lineage: Eukaryota; Fungi; Mucoromycota; Mucoromycetes; Mucorales; Mucoraceae. The record is from RefSeq and is a predicted model, not a curated record.